AGUGAGUGUGAGAGAGUGUUUCUGGGAUCGGAGCGCAUCCAUUUCCGCUCCACACUGGUGUUCUUCCUGGUUGUGGACUCGGCAGAAGCAGCGACGUCUCGGCGGCUGGGCUAACGAGCAAGUUCGUAGCAUGAUCCCAGCGAGUGCCUAGUACCUCAGGGUGACCGUGGCGAUACGUUACCCGGCGGGCGGUCGUCGGCACAGGCGCCCCUUCUAGAGCUGGAAGCCCCUGCAAUGCAGCUUUCAGUCUGACUCGGUGAAUGCAUGUAGUCCAAGAUGCCCGACUGCUGUGCCGCAGCGAAUUGUAAGCAGAGUACGGAUCAGGCAAACGUCUCUUUCUUUAGGUUUCCCCUAGACCCCGAGCGGUGCAAACAAUGGGUGGGUAACUGUCGCAGACCCGACCUGCAGACUAAAACACCUGAAUACUUGCACAGAAACUUCAAACUGUGCUCAAAACAUUUUGAGGUGUCAAUGAUACACAGAGAAAGUGAACUUAAAUGUGUUUUGAAGGAUGGUGCAGUUCCGACUAUAUUUGACUUUACAACCAACAAAGACAAUGCACAAAACAGCAGCAGAAAAAGAGCUAGACCACCGGCUGCAGGACAUCCUGUGGAAGCAAAGAAGGCAAAAGAUGAUCCACAGGCUACAGUGGUUAGACAGAUACUGUCAGAAGACCCAGCAGAUAACAGUGCGAUGCAGGAUCCUGCCCAAGAGGACCUGGAUAAGGAGGAUCCUGCUACUUCCAAAGCCAAGGAAACCCUGAAGGUCUACUUCAAGGAAACCUUAGCUUUCACUGGCUUCAGCAUUGGCAACAAUGCAGCCAUCAGUGCUACCAAGUCAAUGGGGAGUGGCCCUGUUGGCCAGCUUGGCGUCAACCCCGUCUGCGCGGAAAAGAUCGAAUCGAAGGAAGUGCUAAAGCUAGGCGAGGAUGUGAUGUGCGAGGAGAUCCGCAACAGUUUACGCAUGGCUCGCUUUUUCUCCAUCCUUCUCCAAGACAAGACGAACAUAGAGGGCAAAGAUCAGAUCCCGGUGUUCGUCCGUUCGGUCACCAGUGACGGCUUUCCGCAGAAGCACCUGAUGGGAUUCCUGCCCUGCGACGUGGACUCCGACUGCCUGUUCCUCAUGCUCGUGUCUGAGAUCCGCGGGAGAUGGGGUCUGCGGAUGGAGCACUGCCGAGGGUUCACUUACCUGACAACAGGCAGCCUGUGUCAGAAGCUGAAAGAGCUCUCCUGCAGGAUACUGCGGGAUUUCCCACAGGUUGUCCUCGCACCAAGUGACCCUUACGCGUUCAACCUCUGGCUCAUUCGCUCCUUGCCCGUCCUCUCCAUACAGGAUGUGGUAGAUACCGUGGAGGAGGUUGCUGCCCUCUUGAGGCAGUCUUCAACGCUGACAAAGAAGCUGCAUGCUAAGAUUACCGUAGCGUACAGUCACAUCAAAGGUGAGGUGGAUCGCGUCAAAGACGCUUGUCAGAACAACUGGGAAUAUGGUACAGACGCCUUCCAGACCAUGCUGGACAUUCUGGAGCCUCUUCUAAACAGCAUAGGGGAAAUGUGCACCAGUGCUUUGUCAGACGUUGACACCGCUAUUGUGGAACAGCUCCUUAAGCUGAAGGAGAAGCUGAAGAACUUCAACUUCAUCAUGACCCUGGUGGUCCUGAAGAACACCCUGUGUUGCGUGAGCAUCCUGAACCCAAGCCUGAGGGGGAUAAUAAGCAUCAGCAGUACCUUGCAGUAUACCAUCUCUAACGCCUUAAAGCUGCUCAGCAAACACCUGCAGGAGAUUCCCAUAUUCCACAGGAAGUGGUUCUCUGACGCAGUGGGUCGGGCCAAGAAACUCGGAGUUGCGGUGACCCUCCCCGCGGACACGGCCACAAACGGCGACGCCGAGGCCAAGCCCCCGCCCUCGCCAGAGGAUUACUACCGGGACACUCUGAGCAAGAUGACCCUGCAGUACCUCAUCGACGAGGUUAAGAGGGUCCUCGGCACCGAGAUGGUCAGGAUCCUGAGAUGGCUCUCUCUGGUGCCGUCGUACAUGGCCGACCACAACUUCAGCAUCCGCAAAGACAAGGUGGCAGACGCCAACCUGAACAACCUGGCCCGCCCGGACUCUUUCUACGACGAGCUGGGCUGCUGGGAGGUGAAGUGGAGACACGCCAGCAAACGAAGGAUCCUGCCCACCACCGUCUUUGCCACCCUGAAGAUCCCUGACAUCGGCUUCUAUCCCAACGUGCAGAGCCUGCUGAGAGUCCUGGGUUCCAUCCCCUGCAUUAAUGCAGAUGCGGAUGUGUACGGGCAGUACGACAUGGUGCUGGACAGGUAUCACUCCUACAUGAGGGAGGUGCCAGCAGAGAUGAGACUGUGCAACAUGGCGUUUGUGUACGUCAAUCAGGAUGUGCACUUCAGCAUUGAAGAUAUGGUGCAGUCAUAUGUGGAUAGUCAUCCAGACAUACUCCAGCUGCUCCAUAAGGAUGAUAUGAUGGACAUUCAGCCUUCAGCAGCAGAAAACAGUUCAAAUGAUGUCACAAAGGAAGAUACGGAAGAACCACAAGAAAUGACCUUGGAUAUGGAGUUAGAGAGACCGAAAGCAGCUGACUGUACAGGAACUGAUAAAGAGACAUUAAAAUCAGCCUUGCAGGCUGCUAUCACCGCGGCCUGCUGCAGCCGAGACAGGACGUCUCAGGGAAGCCAUGGGGGAGAGGUUGAAUAUGUGACCAAAUCCGAAAUGAAUGAAGUUUUGGAAGUGUGCGAGGGUGUUGUGCGUGAGGGAAUUCUCUCUGAAGUGGGAAACUCGUUCUUCUCCCUGUUCGUUGAUCGGGCCGUGAGGUUUGGAGAAAUGGACCUUCUCCCUUUGUUUCUCAGGUUUGUGGACAGUUUUGAUGUCAUGCGGCUGGAGCUGAUGGGAUUUGUAGAUGUGAACCUUGACACAGAAGCCAUGUGCGAGCGUCUUUUUGACAUCGUCGUCAAAGAGUGGCGUCUAAAUUUGAAAUAUUGCAGAGGCCAGGCUUACUUGGGUUCUGGUGAAGUCUCUUACAAGCUCAAGGCUUUUGCAUGCAAAGUGCAGGAGAAAUACCCUCUUGCGAUAUGCACUCACAGCUCCUGUUACUCUUUCAACACGUGGUGGUCAAGGUCUGUUCCUGUGCCAUCGGUCAGCAGAGCCCUCGAUACAUUAGAAAAGAUAGUUGUGUUCUUCAGCAGUACAGCUGACCUCGAGAAACAGCUAGACCAGAUUAUAGCCAUUGGUCUGAGGGAGAACUAUGAGAAAGUUCAUGAGCUUCAAGGGAUGUUCUGCUCCUCUUGGCUUGAGAAGCAUGACUCUUACGAUGUUUUUGCUCAGAUUCUGGAACCUAUAGCAGACAGUCUAGAGAGGUUUCAGUGCAGCAGUCCACAGAUAUGGAGUUUAGCUGUGAUCAACCAAGCAAAGAAGCUUGUGCAACUGAUUAGAGACUUUGACUUCAUUGUAGCAAUGGUUGCCUUGAAGAACGUCUCAUCCUUCACCAAAGAGCUCAGCGCAGCCCUGCAGAAAGACCAUUUCAGUGCUGCUUCACAGCUCUGUCAGAUCAGUGGUAUUGUAGCAACACUCAACCGAGUGAAGACCAACAUCAAAGUGUUCCACCAAAAUUGGUUUGAUGAAGCCUGUGCCUUUGCUCAAAGCUUAGGUGUGCCGAUUAAAGUGCCUGAUAGUGUAACAGUUCCCAGGGACAGCCUGCUAAAACCGGGUACGUACUACAAAGAUGCAGUUAGCCUUCCUUUAGUUGACCACCUCAUCAACUCUGUCAAGGACCAUUUUUCAGACGACCACAAGGAAGCCCUCAACUUCUUAUCCCUGGUCCCUUGUUCUGUGACGGUGAGCUACACUUUUGAGAGCCUGAAGUCAAAACCGCCAUUGUAUGUCAGCGACCUUCCAGAUCCUGACAACUUCUUCACUGAGCUUUCCUGCUGGAAAGUAAAAUGGAAGACCAAAGUUGUUUCUCCAACUAUACCAGAUACGAUUUUUCAGACUCUCCGCCUGCCGCUCAUGCAGUACUUUGCCAACAUUAACACGCUGCUGAAGAUCAUGUGUGUGUUACCGAGCACUGCCCUGGAAUACUGUGGCGAGGUAAAGCACCAUAAAAUGUUCGAAGAUUACCUGAGAAACACCUGUGCCAAGGACAGGUCUCCAUGCUUAGCCGUGCUACAAGUGGGCACAAAUUUUAACAGAGAUCUGGACAGGAUGGUUGCCCAGUGCCUGAAGGUCACUCCAAAGACCCUGGAGGGUAUCUGCCUGGACAAAGAGUCCAAAACACUCUUGAGGAAUUCUGAAGUAAAGGUGGAAGACAACCAUAAAGAUGAAGUAGAGGAAAUGGACACUCAGCAGAUCUUUUCACAGAUCAAAUCAGCUGAAAUGCUGCCAGAAAGUUCUGAGAUAAAGACAGAAGACAACCACAGUGCUGCUGUAGAAGAAAUGGAGGCCCAGCGGGUGUCGGAGAUGCUGACUGAGGUAGCCAUGGAGGAGCGGCCGGUGAAGCCGUUGGAUGAGCGUGCUCACCUCGACCGACCUGUGGACAGUCUCCAGAGCAGCGGCGCCAUCUUUGGACUGGCUGUCCGACUGGCUCGGAGAAACUGCCUUUUAUCAGAGCUCCCAAAAGAAGAGCAGGAUCUCAUCAUUGAAGAGCUUCGCCAGUGUCCCUGGGAGCAGCAGAAUGUUGAGUGCUUAUCAGACAUGGAGCUGUCGGAGAGCAUUGUGAAGUCCAUCCGGGAAACAAUCCUCUCAGAGGUUCAGGAAUCCCCAUUUUUUUCUGUUAUCACUGAUAAAAUGGUGUUGGUAGAUGACGAGAAGUACAUUCCUGUCUUUGUCAGGUAUGUUGAUGAUUGCAUGCCUAAAGUGGAGCUUUUAGGGUUCCUGCCCUUUGAUGGAAGUUCUGACCCAGAUGCCCAGGCCAAGAUUCUCUCAGACAUCCUCUCUGAGGACUGGGGACUCCAAAUGGGCUUCUGUCGUGGCCAGUCCUUCAUGUGCAUGGGUGCUGGGAGUCAAAGUCUCAGAAAAAUGGCUUUGGGCUUCUUGGAGAGCUAUCCACUUGCUGUUAACACACCUAGUGAGUCCUGCGGACUUGCCUAUUGGCUGGCAGUAAGCCUCCAUAACGAAGCCAUCACAAAGGUUCUUGGUGUAGUUGAGGAUUUGUUACUUUUCUUUGAUCAGUCACCAAGACUGCACAUUGAGCUUUCUCAGACUAUGGAAGGUCUUUUGAAUACCCCUCGAGAAGCUCUUGCCGAGGUCCCAGAGACAUGUUUGUCAAGGUGGAAAAAGACAGAAGAUUUUUUUGACAUUCUGGUGGACAUGUUGGAGGGAGCGUUAAGCUGUCUGGACUCAGUUAGCAACAAUACUAAUGGGUCAUGGAGUAACAGCAUGUCAAUCCAUGCCCUUAUCCUUUCUACAGCCAUUAGGGAGUCUGAUUUUGUCAUUCCUUUAGUGAUCUUGAAAAAUGCGUGCGCUCCCCUGCGCAACUGCAGCACGGUCUUCCGUUGUGGAAACCCAGCUGACAUCAUCUGCGAGCUGGAGAAGAUUCCUCUCAUAGUAGAGUCCCUUAGUAAAAUGCUGGAGAACAUCAGUGUAGUUCACGUCUCCUGGUUUGAGGAGGCCACACAGCUUGCUGUUAAAGUUGCCGGGGCAUUGUCUUAUCCAGAGACACUUGGCGGCUGUGAAUCACUGGAGGUGGCAUACAGAGAAACAGUUAGCAUACCGGUCCUAAGUGGACUGAUUGAAGAAAUGAAGUUCAACUUUUCAGAGUGUCAUCUGAGGGCCCUCAGAGUUCUUUCUCUACUUCCGACCUGCAACCCUCUGCCCAUUCUACCGGAGGCAUCAGAGAAAAUCUACACAAUCUACCAAAGUGAUUUACCUGAACCAGACAAGGCAGAGGAAGACAUUAAUACCUGGGCCAGUGCUUGGCAAGAGAAGCAUCAAGACACGUCACCACCAGCCUCGAUCUCAGAGACACUGCUCCAUCCUGAAGCUAAAGGUCACCCUAAUGUCACAGCUCUCCUAAAGCUUGUAGCAGUGCUACCUAGUGUCAGCAUGGAGUGUGACCUGAUGAAGACCACCUUAAACUCUUUGAGGACCUUCCUCAAGAAUGACAACAUCUGCAGAGCUAGCAAAACCACCACCGUAAUGCUCCUCAUGCACCGCCAAACACUGCAGACUUUGGAGGAAGUAGUUGACAAGUGUAUGGAAAGUGACCCAAAGAGUCAUGGCUUUCUUUCUCAUGUGAAACAGUGCGUCAGCAAUAUGAGAGAAGAUAGUGAGCUUGGUGAGGUUGCGUCACAGGAAAGAGCCACUGAGACGCAGGGUUCUGGUGCGUCACAGGAAGCAAAGGGUCUAGCUCCAGCUUUCGCACAGAACCAACCCGGCCCUACCACUCAGUGUGACGUUGGAGAGCCAAGUUCUUCAGCAUUAAAUGAUGCCACUGGGACUCCAGAGGAUUAUGUCACGGAUACAAAUGCUUCCAGUAGCACAGAGACGAUCCAGUGUCCUCCAGUUGAUAUGGCUGACCUGCAAACGGUUACAUUAGCAGAUGACACUCACAAGGAUUCAUCUGCAGUGAGCCCUUCUUACCAUGCAGCAGGAGGCCAGGAGCUUUCCAUGGAGCCUCAUUGCAUAGGCCAGGAUGUCCUUUCAGAGCCGGUGACAUCAAUUCAGGGCAUCACCAUGGAACUCUCAGUGGCAGCCCAGGGUACCACAAUGGAGCCUGUAACAGAAAUGGCAGGCCAGAGUGUAACCAGAGAAGUUGAUGCAGCUGCUGAGGAUGUCACCAUGGAGCUGGCAGUAGCAGCCCAGAGUGUCACCACAGAGCCUGUAACAGAACAGGGUGUUACUACAGAGCCUGUUACAGCAACUGAGGAUGUCCCAGCAGCAGUUCAGACUGUUACCACAGAGCUUGCAAGAGUAAUUGCAACCCAGGGUGUUGCUGCACCACUUGUAACAGAAAUGGCAACCCAAGGUGUUGUAACCGGGCUUACUGCAGCAGCUGAGGAUGUCCCCACGGCGCUCACAGCAGCUGUACCGUAUGUCACCACAGAGCCUGAAACGGACAUGACAGGUCAGGAUGUCACCACAGAGCCUAUAACAGAAAUAGAAGCCCAGAGUUUUAACACAGAGCCUCUUAUAGCAGUCAAGGAUGUCAUGAUUGAGCUCACAGCAGCUGUGCCGCAUGUCACCACCGUUCAUGUAACAGAAAUUGCAGACCUGGGCGUCACUACAGAGCCUGUGAUAGAAAAAGCAGCCCAGGGAGUUGCCACAGAGCCAGUUACAGCAGCUGAGGAGGUCACCUUGGCCUUUACAGCACCAGUGCAGAAUGUCACCAAAGAGUCUGUGACAGAGAUGCCAAUUGAGAGUGUUACCGUAGUGCCUGUUACAGCAGCAGAGGAUAUCACCAUGGAGUUUACAGAAGCAGUGGAGAGUGUCACCACAGAGCCUGUAACAGAAAUGGCAGUCCAGGGUAUUACCACUGAGCCUGUUGCAGCAGCUGAGGAUGUCGCCACAGAGCUCCUAGCAGCACAACUCGAUGUCACCACAGAGCUUGUACCAGAAGUAGCUGCCAAGGGAGCGGCUAUUGGGCCUGGUGUUGCCAUGGAUGUGGUUAGUGUAGUCAAGGAUGCCAUCCCAGAGGUCUCAACAGCCAACCAAAGUAUGAUUAUUAACCCUGUUAAAGCUGCCCAGGAUGUUGCUAGUGAGUAUAUGAUGACUGAACAAGCUGCCACUGCAGAGCGAAUAAUGGCUCCUCUGGCGGUUACCACAGAGGUCGCCACACGGGCUCAAGAAGAAACACAGGAACAUGUUGCAGCAUCCGAAGAUUUCUCCAUGGAGGUCAUCUCAGCAUCCCAGGAUGCUUCUCUGGAAGCUACAAAAGAAGACAGAGAACAGGUAUACAUAGAAACUGGUGUUGCCAUGGAGCCUACAUCUGAUGACAGUGUAACCCAGCAUGUUACAUCAAGCCAAUACAUGAUGCAAGUCACCACAGACACCCAGGAUAUAUCCAUGCAGCCAAUCACAGAAGACCAGUAUGUCACUUCAGAGUGCACAACUGCAUCACUGGGACCUGCCACUGAGGCUACAGCAGAUCAGGGUGUGACCCUAACAGCCGAAGAUCAAACCCAUGAGCAUAUUACAGGAUCCCAAGAUAAUUCCAUGGUAAUCAACUCAUCAGACCAGGUUGUUUUUAUGGAACCUAUGAAAGAAUCCACAGAACAUGUAAUUGCAGCAGCAGGUGUUGCCAUCAACCCUCCCUCUGAUGAAAAUAUAACCCACGAGCAUGUUACUGCAUUCCAAGCCACCUCCGCAGCUCAGGAUGUGUCCAUCGAACCCAUAAAAGAAGCAAGUUGUGUCUUAAGAGAGCAUAUAACUGCAUCGCCAUGUCCUUCCAUAGAGCCCACAGAUCAGGGUGUAACCCAAACAGCCCAAAAUGUAGCACAGGAACAUGUUACAGUAUACCAUGAUGUCUCCAUGGAAAACAUUUCAGAACAGCAAGACCAUGAUGCUUUCAUGGCUCCCUUAAAGGAAGUGCAAGGUGUCACCAUAGAGCAUAGAAGUACAGAAGAUGCUGCCGAGAAGCACACAGCAGCCCAGGGUGGGAGCACUGAACUGGUGACUUCAGCCCAGGGUGGCAGCACUGAACUGGUGACUUCAGCCCAGGGUGGGAGCACUGGUCCGGAGACUGCAGCCCAGGGUGCGGGGCCUGAUCCGGAGACUGCAGCCCAGGGUGCGGGCCCUGAACCCACAAACGCAUCUCAGUUGGUCCCCUUAGAGCAUGCAUCAGAAAUAGUGAGUGUUGCCAUAGUACAUUCAGUGGUAGGUCAGAAUAACUCUACAAAGCCUAGAGAAGACCUCCAGGACGUCACCAUGGAAACCAGAGAUAUAGCCCUGCUUCACCUCACAGAAACUAUAACAGCAGUCCAUGAUGUCACCAUGGAAUCCACAUCAGGGUACCAGUCCAUUAUCAUAGAGCCCCCAAUUUCUAACCAGUGUGACACAUUGAAGCCCACAAUAGAAGUUUCUGUUAAAUCCUUAACACCAGUCCCAGAUAUUACCACCAAACCUGCAGAAGGCCUGUCUUGCACUACAGAGCCCUUGGCAGCAAUUCAAGAUAUCAACAUGGAGUCUGUUACAGCAGAACAAAGUAUAACUGCAGGGAGUUUAAAAGAAGCUGAGGGUGUCAACAUGGACCUCACACAAGAAACUCAGGAAUCCAUAGUAAUGACCCAUACUGACACCACAGAAUUAAUUGUAGCUGCUCGAGAUGUCACUGAAGAGACUGUUUCAAAAUCCAAACAUAUGUCCAUACUACCUGUAGCAACUGUCCAGGCUGUUGUUGUGGAGCCUGUGAUACAGACCCAAGGUGUUUCUGCAGCACCCAUAGUAGAGUCCAGGGUUGUCAACACAGAAGCUGAGAAAGGAGGCCAGGAUGUCCCCAUGUGUCCCGCCACAGGAGGCCAGGAUGUCCCCAUGUGUCCCGCCACAGGAGGCCAGGAUGUCCCCAUGUGUCCCGCCACAGGAGGCCAGGAUGUCCCCAUGUGUCCCGCCACAGGAGGCCAGGAUGUCCCCAUGUGUCCCUCCACAGGAGGCCAGGAUGUCCCCAUGUGUCCCGCCACAGGAGGCCAGGAUGUCCCCAUGUGUCCCGCCACAGGAGGCCAGGAUGUCCCCAUGUGUCCCGCCACAGGAGGCCAGGAUGUCCCCAUGUGUCCCGCCACAGGAGGCCAGGAUGUCCCCAUGUGUCCCGCCACAGGAGGCCAGGAUGUCCCCAUGUGUCCCGCCACAGGAGGCCAGGAUGUCCCCAUGUGUCCCGCCACAGGAGGCCAGGAUGUCCCCAUGUGUCCCGCCACAGGAGGCCAGGAUGUCCCCAUGUGUCCCGCCACAGGAGGACAGGAUGUCCCCAUGUGUCCCGCCACAGGAGGCCAGGAUGUGUCUGAGUCCAUGGCAACCGCCCACGGUUCCAAUCCACAAACUAAAGAUGUUACCAGUCAGGAUAUGGCAGCAGCAGUGGGUGACAGAAGUCAGAUACAAGUCUGUCCUCCAGAUGAGGCCAGCCCUACAGGUCAAGAUGGCAUGGAUCCACUCAGAGAUGACGUUCAGGACGGUGCUGACAGUCCUAUUCCAGAAACUCAGGCUGCCAUAUCUCAAGCCCCUACAGUAUCUCAGAGUGAUGCAGACCAUUCUACUGCAACUUCAGUUGAGACCUUUACAGAACAAGAUAACAUAAUUGUUCAUGAUGUCAGUCAGUCCUAUGCAAUAGUUCAAGAUGGCAAGGCUCACCCCAAAGCAAUCAGACACGCAGUGGGUCAGGGUGACUUUCACCAGCCUGUUGUGGUUGCCCAUGAAAACAUUGUAGCUCCUAAAGGGACAUUGUCUUUCUAUAAUACAGCUGCUCAAGCGGCACGUCGUAGAGACCUUGAAAAUUCAAGAUUAUUUUCCAUAAUAUUUGAAGAGCAGAUACAGAUUGGAGGUCAUCCAUAUAUCCCUGUAGGUAUCUGCUACCUAGAUAAACAUGAGACACUCUGUGAGGAUAUAUUAGCGUUUGUCCCACUUGACAAAGAUGUCGCUGUCUUUGUUGAUGCCAUAACAGCAGCUCUCGCUGAGAAGUGGGGUUUGAAUUUGGCUUUCUGUCGAGGACAAAGCUUACUGAGCGUUGGUGCUACAGGUGCACAAAUGAGAGCAGCAGCAUCGCUGCUGUCUCGGAGGUAUCCACCAAUGCGACGCACUCUCGACGCCGCUGUGUCCCUCAACAUGUGGUUGGGCAGAUCAUCUGUGGUCACCGAGAUGGCAGAAAACUUCAAGCAGGUGGAGAAGCUGCUCCGAUGGGUGUCUGACAAUGCAGAAAGACAGGCGAAUCUACGAAACCAGAUCAUGUCUACAUUCGAACAGGACGAAAAGAAGGGCAUUGAACUGAGCGAUAAGCUAAUUGGAAACCAAUGGGAGAAUAGUCACGACAUGCUGGAGCUUACGGUCGAGGUUCUGGAAGCAGUCGUGCUCUUUUUGGUUGGGAUGAAGGAAAGCGGUGACAACCAGGCAGAAAAGACACAGGCUGUGAACUUCCUCAGCAUUUGCCAGAACUUUGAGUUUAUCCUGACAGUGGUCAUAAUGAAAAAUAUAUUGAGCCCCACCAAAAAUGUAAGUCAGAGUCUCCAGGGCGGUCCUCUGGAGAUGUAUCAAGCUGUGAACAGCCUGCCCGAGCUGCUUUCUUUUCUAAACGAUAUGAUCGUUAACAUUGACUCUCAUUUUCAAGCCUGGUUUCAAGAGGCGGUGGAAGUUGCCUCCAAGCUACAGAUCAGCGUUCACCAUGUUUCACAAGAACACUACAGGGAGGCAGUGAGCAGAGGAGCGAUAGAGCACUCCGUCAGUGAGAUAACUGAGGUUUUGUCUGACCACGUUCAGUCGGUCCUUCGCUGCAUGCAGGUUGUGCCUUAUGUCAUAUCUAAGACAGAAGGGUGCUGCAAGGACGCGGAUCAUUUCACGGUAUAUCGGGAUGACCUGCCUGACUGGAACUCUCUCCAGGUGGAGCUGCUAAAGUGGAGGGAGAAGUGGCUAGAUGCACUGUCCACUCAACAGCCCCAGCCCUCCAGUGUUCUAGGCACGCUCAAGGUCCCGGACGUCGGAUCCUUCCCAAACGUCGAGACGCUUCUCCGGCUCCUCGUGGUCUUGCCCUGCUGCAGAAGAGAGGGCUUGAUUGGACAGGGAAAGAAGACUUUUUUGGAAUUUGUCCAGUCCCAGAGGUCCUUACCGUUGCUACAUCCCUUAUAGAGGGUUGCCCUCAAUUUCCCCCAAACUAGCUUUCCAUUAGGGUGUCCUAUACUGCUGAAGUCCUCAGAGAGUGACCCACUGUAUCCACCUUUAUUGUUGAUUUGAAUCUGAGAAUAGGUUUCUGUAGACUUUUUUUUUUUUUUUUUUUUUUAAAAUAGAAAAAUGAAUUAGACUUGUACACAUUACGUAUAAUCUAAUUAUUGUAUGGUUUAUUUUGUCCUGUUUUUGUUUGUUUGUUUGUUUGUUUGUUUUUCCUUUGGUUGUGAUAUGGAAAAAAGAAAGAGGACUACCUAUUGGGACCAAUGUCUUGCCAAAAAAAAAAA
Electrophorus electricus (electric eel) is the source of this 12086-nucleotide messenger RNA. RefSeq lists its product as uncharacterized. The record is from RefSeq and is a predicted model, not a curated record. Lineage: Eukaryota; Metazoa; Chordata; Actinopteri; Gymnotiformes; Gymnotidae.